AGGUUUUCCCAGAUGGUGAAAGUCCGGUCUCUACGCAGAUCUUGGGAAAUAAAGAUGCAAGAGCGCCAGGAAAAAAAAAUGGUUAAAGAUUUUGCUAAACAGCUGAAGGAGGAGAAACAGCAGAAGGUGGAACAAUUUCAUCAGCAAAAUGGUUGUCUGACAUAGCAGCACUAUCCACAUGGAGCUUAUCCACCACCAGGACAGGGUGGUUUCUAGAACACUGCCAUCCUUCACACCAAAGACAAUACACCAUGGAUGCAGAUUUGGGUCUGGAAGAGCUUAGGAAAGAGAUGACCUCAGAUAUGCCCAGGACAAAAAGGGCAGAUAAAAGAUCACACAACCAACCAAAAAAAUGCAGGUUCUGUAAACAUACAUUACGUAAAGGGGAACAAGGUGUCUGCCUAGACUGUGCAGAACCAGCAGAUCUAGCACCAACUUUAUCACCACAAACAAUUCCAUUACAACAGGCUGAGGCUAGUCCCCCACAUUUAGAAUCUCAGGAUCCUUCUACUUCAAAACCUCCUCAGCUAGAGGAAUUGUUUGACUGUAUUAAAUCAACCAUUCAAUCUUCCAUUACUCAACCAACUAAGCAUAGUAAAAAACGAAAGACACAUACUAUUCCAGAUUCACAUUCAUCUGAUUCUGACUCACCUACCGAUCAAGAUAGUGAUGUUGAGCCAGGCGAAAUUUCUGAUAGGUCAAAGUAGAAUAUGUAUGCACUCCCUGGCAUUUCCGUAUGCAAUAAUCUGGUGCUCAGUCCUCUAGGGAGACGGCACUCCCCUGGGUUCACAGGAAACGAAGAAUUGAGGAAACGGCACACAGAAUUGAAUGCAAAAAGGGAUAUACCCCUAUGGAUUUAUUGUGUCAAACAGCACAACACUUCGGGGGCAGGCCCCUUCGUCAGGUGAAAUUUCUGAUAGAGAAUUCCUCUGAUGACUCAGACACACAGCGUCAUUACCGCUCCAUUGCAGGCCCAGAAACCGCAAAACCGAACAGCCGCAUCAAAAGCUGACAAAGUAUUAGGGAUUCAACCCAAAAAGUGUAGAACCUUCCCAGUAUUUAAAUCAAUAUCUCAGGUGAUUGAGAACGAAUGGUCAAAACCAGACCACCGCAUCACCCAGACUCAAAGGUUCCAAAACACUUAUCCUGUUCCAGAGGAACAAUGUAAAUUGUGGGACAAGGCCCCUAAAGUUGACUCAGCGGUAGCUUGCUUGUCCAAAAACACAACUCUACCAACAGAGGAAGUGGUUUUCAAGGAGCCGAUGGAUACAAAGAUGGAAGGGUCCUUGAGGAGAGGGUAUACACAUGCCACAUCAAUUCUAAGACCGGCAGUAGCAUCGGCGGGAUUAGCUUGUACUGCCAGAUUUUGGUGCCAGGAAUUGCAAAAGAAUCCUACUUCCCUAGAGGUUUUACAUGAAGAACUACAACGUCUUAGCUCAGCGUUCGCCUUUUUAGCAGAUGCAGCCAUGGACACGGUUAGGUUGGCAGCCAAAACCAGUGUUGACACAGUACUUGCUAGACGUGCACUUUGGUUACGUCAUUGGUCUGGAGAUACAGCAUCCUAGACCAAGUUAAUGAACCUAAGAUUUACUGGGGACACGCUCUUCGGACCAGACCUCAAGCAGAUCAUUACUGAAGUUACAGGUGGUAAGAGCAUCUUUUUGCCUUAGUGCAAGAAACCCAGAUCAGAACAGCCCACUAGAUCUUAUAAUAGACCCUGGAGCUCCCAGGGACAACCAUUUCGUUCCUUUCGAAAUCCCACCUUUCCUCUGUCACAAUCAAGCGGGGAGACGAGAAAAGGAAGACAAACUUGGUCCAACCAACAGAGACAGAGCAGGAAACCAGCUCCAUCAAAGCCCAAUUCAGCCUGACUCCAGGCUGGGGCAAGCGAAGGUAGGAGGUCGUCUUCAGCAAUUUUUUCCAGUAUGGCAAGACCACAUACAGGAGAAUUGGGUGCUCACAAUCAUAGCAGAAGGGUACCGAAUUCCAUUCGACAGCCUACCUCCUCGCACUUACAAACGCUCAUCUACACCAAAAAACUCAUCCAAAAGACUCGCUCUGGCUACGAUAGUGAACGAACUGAAACAAAACAAUGUCAUUGUACCAGUACCUGCCGAAGAACGCUACAGAGGUUUCUACUCAAAUCUCUUUUUGGUCUUAAAGAAGGAGGGUACCUUCAGACGAGUAUUAAACCUAAAAACCUUAAACAAGCAGGUGUCCAAACAGAGAUUCUGCAUGGAGUCCAUCCGGUCUGUGGUAAUGUCAAUGACCCACAAUUGUUUUAUGACCAAGGUAGACCUUCAGGAUGCCUACUUACAUGUACCCAUCAGAAGGGCAUCCCAACAAUAUCUACGGUUCACGGUGCUCGAAGAACAUUACCAAUUCAGGGCACUUCCUUUCGGCCUUUCCACGGCACCCAGAGUGUUCACAAAAAUACUCAGCCCAUUAAUUGCACACCUCAGGCAUCUGGGAAUCUCGGUCACACCUUAUCUAGACGACCUCCUAAUCAGAGCUCCGUCCUACAACCAAAGUCACAAAGACGCCCAGAUUUGUGUCACGAUACUCCAACAGCACGGUUGGAUAGUAAAUUACAAAGAGUCACCUCACACCCACACAGCAAAUUCAAUUCUUGGGAAUGUUGUUCGACUCAUCCCGUCUGAAUCUUCUCCGAGGGCAGAGAUGUAGUCUAACAAUAGUACACACUGCUCAACAAGUCUGCACUCAGACCACCAUUUCAGCGGAACGCUGCCUCCAGUUAUUAGGCUACAUGGUAGCAGCGUGGGAAGCACUACCAUUUGGCAGAUUCCUCAUGAGAGACUUUCAGAAUCACUUUCUAAGCCUUUGGAACAAGAACCACUCAAACUUAUCACAACAAAUUCCACUUACCAUGCAAGUCAAACGAUCACUGAAUUGGUGGACAACACCUCAAAAUCUAUCUCAAGGCAAGACAUGGGCCUUACCCCAGUGGACCGUACUGACCACGGAUGCCAGCCUCACCAGCUGGGGGGCAACUUGGCCACCUCGGACUUGCCAAGGGACGUGGUCACCGGCAGAAUCAAAACUACCCAUAAACGUGUUGGAAAUCAGAGCAAUACGAAAUGCCAUAGCUCAUUGGUCUCAAGAAUUACAAAACAAACCACUGCGCAUUCAGUCCGACAAUGCCACCGCAGAAGCCUACCUCAACAAGCAGGGGGGAACCCGCAGCAACAGAGCAAUGAGGGAGGUAGCGCAAAUACUCACCUGGGCAGAACUUCAUGUUCCAGCCAUCUCUGCAGUCUUCAUUCCGGGCAUACUAAACUGGGAGGCGGUUUAUCUCACCCGCCAGCGGAUAGACCAGGGAGAGUGGUCUCUCCGCUUCGACGUCUUCACACAGUUGGUAACCAGAUGGGGAACACCAGACAUAGACAUGUUUGCGUCAAGACACAAUUUCAAAGUUCCUACCUACUGCGCCAGGUCACAGGACCCAAGGGCAGCUUACGUGGACGCCUUAGUAAUACCAUGGAUUUUCAAGAGAGUCUAUGCCUUCCCUCCGCUAGCACUUCUUCCAAGAGUGAUCUGCAAGAUACGGCAGGAACGGACGGAAACCAUUCUCCAUUGGCCGCGGAGACCUUGGUACUCCGAACUCAUCAACAUGUCAGCAGCUCCACCAUGGCGGCUACCUCUCGCCAGAUUUGCUCACUCAAGGACCAAUAAAACACGACAACCUUCAGAGGUUGCAUUUGACGGCUUGGCUUUUGAAACAGAGUUGUGGCGUUCCAAAGGGUUUUCAAAAGAGGCCACUGACAUUCUGUUGAAGGCCAGACUGAGACUGGUGUGAAUCCAGGCAGUUUCAGUGGCCGCAAGCGUCAGUCCCAACAAUUGUUGAAUUCCUUACUCAGGGGCUCCAUUUAGGUCUCUCCCUAGCAACCUUCAAAGGCCAGAUCUCGGCCCUUUCUAUUCUCCUACAACAUCAGUGGGCAAGGGAGCCAGAUCUCAUGCAGUUCAUGCAGGGAGUGGGUAACGUUAGGCCUCCAUACAGGGAUCCAACACCACCCUGGGAUCUUACACUAGUCCUCAAUGUAUUACAAGGACCCCCAUUUGAGCCUUUAGCUUCCUGUACGCUUAAAUUUCUUACCUGGAAAAUGACUUUUCUAUUGGCCAUUACCUCAGCAAAACGAGUCUCAGACAUGGCGGCCCUAUCUUGAAAGGAACCCUGGCUUAUUUUGCAUCAGGACAGGGCAGUUUUCAGGACUAUUCCAGCCUUCCAACCCAAGGUGGUUUCUGCUUUCCACAUAAAUGAGAAAAUUAAUCUUCCUUCCUUCUGCCCUAGGCCAGCUAAUCCCAAAGAAAAGGCACUACAUAAACUAGAUGUAGUGAGAGCGAUUCGCUAGUAUCUAGACAGAUCCAAAGAUUAUAGAAAAUCAGAUGCCUUUUUAAUUACGUAUGGUCAGAACAAAGGGUCGCCUGCUUCUAAACGAACGAUUGCUAGAUGGCUGGUUGAGACAAUCAAUUGUGCUUAUGACCUUAGUCACAAACCUAGGCCUUUCAAGGUCCGAGCUCAUUCUACCAGAGCACUAAGUGCAUCCUGGGCCUUGUACAAUCUAGCCACUCCAGAACAAAUCUGUAAGGCAGCCACUUGGGCUUCUUUGUCUACAUUCGCAAAAUUUUAUAGACUUCAUGUGUUUCAUUCAACGCCUGCUGCAUUUGGUAGAAAAGUACUUCAAGCAGCUGUGAGGAAACAGUAAAUUGAACCCAGCCCUAAAAAGAUGGGACAGCUUUCAGACGUCCCCAUGGUUGCUGCACUGACAGGAAGGGCCAUUCUAGAGAGAGAUGGAUUUUCGACUUACCGGAAAAUCUUUUUCUAGACGGCCUGGACUGUCAGUGCAGUAAGCCCCACCCUUUCAAUUAUAGUUUGAUAUUGUUGCAAGUUGACAUGUUAAUACUGUUGUUGUUAUGAAUUUCUUCUAGCUCUUUCUCUGCUAUCCUUUCUAUUCUCCUAACUGAGCUGACAGACCAAACUGAGGGGAAUCAGGAGGAGCAAGAGCUUAUAUGAAGAGGGCGGAGUCGAGAUUCUAAUUUUUUUCUUCUGUCCUGCCUCCGGAGGUGGAUACUUAACCCAUGGUUGCUGCACUGACAGUCCAGGCCGUCUAGAAAAAGAUUUUUCGGUUUUCUAUGGCUUUUAAGUUAAUUAGAGAGAGAGCACGAGCGAGAGAGAGAAAAUGAAUGAAUAUGAAUUGGCACUCACCAUUCAUGCAGUUAAAAGCCAGGUGCUAACCAAAUUCAUCAAUAGUAGUCCAGUGAACGCACUCGCGGCAUUAGACCUUCAGAUAUAUAUCAAAACGUUUUUAUUAGUGCAUGGUGCAUCAACGUGUUUCGAUUCACAUGGAGCCGUCAUCAGGAUGAGAGAACAGGAAGUGGAGCAAAUCAUUAAAUCACCCUCCAAUCAGCAUGUCAAUGUUUAAAACACCACAUAUGUGAACUAAAAAGUGUCAGCCUAUUCGCAUUAUAAUGUGUUGAGAAGAGUCCACUCAUUUCUAUUAAAUCACUAUUAUAAGGUGACUAUUAAAACCAGUGUAUUAGGCCCUACAUAGGCCAAAUACAAAUUAACUAGAAGUAAAUAUGUUGUGAAAUGUGUGCAAAUAACAGUGGAACCCUUCAGUGAAAAUGUAUAAUUUUAGUGUAUCAAAUGCAAUUGCUGUUUUUAUCUUGAGAAAGGUCCCAGUAGAGGACCGAAACAUCAAUACAAUAAAGGAGAAUUGAUUUGAAAAAAUUCCCUGUGUGCACCAGCAUCUACUUAUAUCUCUCUCUCCCUCCCAUGAAAAAGAGGCAGACCGGGAACAAAGAAAGGAAAAAAGAUACACAGUUAAAAAUUAUGUCAAGAAAAUGUAUCAAUAAAACACUGAUAAGCAGAGACAUUGUAUCAGCAACUCAAGUAACAGAAUCAGGAGUAAAUAUUCGCACACUGUAUAGCUACACUGUAUUACACAUUAUAGCACAAUACCUUUGAUUCAAAAAAAGCACAUAAAAGACCAAUGUUCGUUUAAGCCUAAAGGGGCCAUAGUGUUCAAUUUUCUUUAUCCAGAAAACUUCUCUCUGGAAGAGGAUUUUGGAUCUGUCUCCACCCGUCUCAGAGGCGGCACAUGAUCAAUGACAAUAUACUUGAAGAUGGGUAAUCUGUGUCCUUGUUCAAGGUAGUGUUUUGCUACUGGUUUAAUAGAUACCCCAUCCCUAAAUGCUACACUUAUUGCUGAGCGGUGGGCAUCCAUUCUCAAUCUGAGUGUUAGAUCUGUCUUGCCAACGUAAGGCAACCCACAAGUUCAUGUGAUCAAGUAUAUGACAUGGCUUGUGUUACAGGUAAUGUGAUGUCUUAUCGCAAAUCGCUUGCCAGAUUGAGGGUGUAAAAAACGUGUUUCCAGGUGUCAUGUAUCUGCAUGAGGUGCAGUGAAAACAGCCUGGUUUAGCUCCAGACAACCAUGUCUCUGUAAUCUUGCUAUAACAUUAAAAUAACAUUAACAUAUCUAUCUAUCUAGAUAUAUCUAUAUAUCGAUCUAUCUCUAUCUAUCUAUAUAGAGAUAGAGAUAGAGAGUUAGAUAGAGAGAGAGAGACCAAAUGGUCUCACAAUAGAUAAGAAUCUGUCUCAAUAAUAAGUUAGUAUCAAAUGUUAAGUAUUAAAAGUUACACAACAUUGCUAACUGUGUUGCAAGCCCAGUUCACAGAAUACACCAAAACAAGCGAAUAUCCAAAAUCAAUUGAAAGAGCAGUAUUCAUUAAGGCCUCUCGCCGAUAGUGUUCCCAGUUUCUUAAUCCAAAAGGAAUCUCACUGCAGUAAUAAUCUAGAUGUAUCGCCUCCACGUGUAGGCAUGGGAAUGUGAUCUAUUGCUAUAUAUUUGAAUGUUGGUAAUCUAUGCCCCAAUUCAAAACAAUGUUUUGCAACCGGUUUUGCAACUUGAUUUCUGAUCGAGAUAGGCCGUAUUGAUCGCUGAUCUGUUGGUGUCCAUACGUUGGCGCAGAGUCAAGUCUGUUUUGCCAACGUAUGCAAGUCCACACGGGCACGUAAUCAAAUCACGUGAGUAGUAAUACAGGUGAUAUGUCGUAUCUGCAUGCGUUUUCCCGUCUGUGGAUGCGCAAACGUGGUGCUAGGAAUCGUAUAUCUACACGAUGUACAAGUUGGACAUUUAAAACAACCCAUUUUUUUAGGGGGCCUCCACGAGGCGCCAGAUACUUCACCUUUAUAACUUCUAAUAGGAUCAUUAACCUGCAGUAAAUCACGUAAAUGUCUCAUGUCCUCAAUGUCUCAUCAGCCUGUAUGAUCUUCCAAUUAGUUUUCAAUGCAUAUUUUAACGGAGUAGCAUAAUUGUUAGGACGAAAAAAUCAACCCCGUGGUUCCUUCCGUAAUCUUUCGUUGUUGUCAGAACGUGUUCCAGGCCUUUUGUAAAGCAUUGUCCAAAGUCUGUAUGCCAUACCCCCUUUGAAUAAAUCUUUCUUUCAUUUCCAUAAGUUGUUGUUCACAUACAACCUGAUCUGAGUUGUUUCUUAAGACAUGGCAAAACUG
Molecule: messenger RNA, 7531 nt
Organism: Xenopus laevis (African clawed frog)
Lineage: Eukaryota; Metazoa; Chordata; Amphibia; Anura; Pipidae
Exons: 4
Coding region: 2636-3817 (393 amino acids)
Source: RefSeq, a predicted model, not a curated record